This is a messenger RNA of Parasteatoda tepidariorum (common house spider), 5547 nucleotides long. The record is from RefSeq and is a predicted model, not a curated record. NCBI's taxonomy places the organism in Eukaryota, Metazoa, Arthropoda, Arachnida, Araneae, Theridiidae.
AACCAAACCGAAUCUUCUCUGAUGCAGUGAUUGCAGACGAUAAGAUUGACACGGUGGUUUGAGUAUCGAAUGGAAUGUUAUUAAACGACUAACAGAUAUUUCUUUUUUAUCAAUAUUUGAAUUUGAAUUUAAAAUCGAAAAAUGGAUUAAAAACAUUUUUCGCGAGUUGAUUUUGGUUUUUUGGAGGGCUUCGGUGGGGCUUUUGUGAAGGAAUGGCCGUGAUAUUAAACAGACGGAAAAGAUGCUCGUGAAAGAGUAUCGAAUUCCACUGCCCCUGACGGUUGAGGAGUAUAAGAUUGCCCAGCUCUAUAUGAUAGCUAAAAAAAGCCGUCAAGAGAGCAAAGGAGCUGGUAGUGGUGUCGAAAUACUUAUUAAUGAACCUUACUCUGAUGGACCUGGUGGCAGUGGACAAUAUACUCGUAAAAUUUAUCAUGUUGGAAGUCAUCUUCCAGGUACUAUUUGAUUAAUUUUGUAAAAGUUUGGUUCUUGUUUUUAUAUAUAUAUAUAUAUAUUAUNCUAUACUAAAACUCGUUACACCUCACCGUUUGUCGAAAAAUUCCUUCUAGAAAUUGAAACUAAAUAUUUUAAUGAUGGUGGACAGCAAGAAAACGUGUUUAAUCUUUCUGGUAGUGAUUUGAGAAAUCGAGUUGUUGAUUUAAUUGACGUUGUGAAAGACACGUCUUAUUCAUCAGAAUAUAUUCAAGAUGAAGAUCCCAAACUUUACGUGUCCUCAAAAACUAACAGAGGCCCUCUCUCUGAUGAGUGGCUUGAUGAAUAUUCGACUUCACAAACAAUUCAAGACAGCCCAAUUAUGUGUGCAUACAAGCUUUGCCGUGUGGAAUUCCGCUACUGGGGCAUGCAAACUAAAAUUGAAAAAUUUAUCCAUGAUUUUGCUCUUAGAAAAACAAUGUUCCGCGCCCACAGACAAGCUUGGGCUUGGCAAGAUGAAUGGUAUGGCCUUACAAUGGAUGAUAUUCGUCGGCUGGAACGAGAAACGCAAGAAGCGCUUGCGAAAAAAAUGAAUACCGACGAAGAUUCUCAACCAUCAGUUCAUCCUAGUCCAUCUGCUUGCUCUGGACAAGAAAUUGAUCUUAAUGCAAUUGAUAAAGACAAAGACAAUGAUUCUUGUGUGCAUUUGGAAGGAAGUCCAUCUCCAAAUAGACCUCGUAAACCUAGAAACCUGUCAGUUGCCAAUAUCGGGAAUGAUAACGCCCCAGCAGAAGAUGGUAGGCAAAAAUUGUGGUCAAGAAGUGGAUCUAGAACAGCCCUUUGUUCUCCUAGUGGAAGUUCAAAUGCAAGUUUCGAUCUUCAAGUAGCAGCCAACUGGCGAAUGGAAAGCAUCGUGAGAGAUUCAGAAAGUAGUUCGGACGAGGAAUUUUUCGAUGCCGAAGAAAAUAUAAUGAUGGAAGCGUUUACCUUAGCUCGAUGGAACUCAAUGGACAUGAUACCUGACGAUGACGAAAAAGAUCAAAAUGCACCUGACAUGCCUGAUUUUCGAGAUGAUAGCAUAUUUUCCAACACUUUCAUUAAGAAGGUUCAGUCUGAACAUGCCAAUGUCAGAAAUCCUAGUGUUGGAUCCGCUUCUGCUGCAACUCGUACUAGCUUGGAUACCUCAUUGCCCUCCACGCCCACUGCUUCACCUGCCCAUCAGUCUUCAUGUACAACCACCAUUUUAGUCAUGGUUAUGCAUGCUGGUAGCGUGCUAGAUUCUGGUAUCGAACCUACGGCUAACAAGAAGACUGAUGUAAAUACUUUUGCUAGUUCUUUUGAGGCUGUAAUGCGACAACAUUAUCCUACAUUAUUAGGGCAUUUGAGUGUGCGUCUUGUAUCAUGUGCUGCUGUGUGCUCAGAAGCUCUUGCAGUCUUAUCAAAAGUAAAUCGUUUACUGUCUGCACCCAACACAAGACGACAUAGUUCAGCCUCCAACGACCCUAAUUCUAAUCUCAAAUUAGAUUUCGAAGUUAGUGAUUUCUUCAUGUUUGGCAGUCCUUUGGGUACAGUUCUUGCUUACAGAAAAAUGCUCACCUUUGAUGACAAAAAUAGUCCUCCUUUAAGACCGUCCUGCAAUCAAGUUUAUAAUUUGUUUCAUCCUACAAAUCCAUGUGCUUCUCGUAUUGAACCCCUGCUCAGUGCACGAUUUGCUCAGUUGUCCCCGAUAAAUGUACCUAGAUAUCAAAAAUAUCCAUUAGGAGAUGGUCAGCCUUUACAUUUAUUGGAAUACAUUCAAUCUUACCCUCAUCUUUUCAUGGAAAAUCAUGCUGUUAGGCGAACAAGUGAAGCCAGCAUUGUAAGCACAAUGUCAGGAAUGAUUGAUAUGGUACCAAUUACAACAGUUGCUUCAUUAACUCAAAGAUGGUGGGGUUCAAAAAGAACAGACUAUGCUCUCUAUUGUCCAGAAGGUCUGUCAAAUUUUCCAACCAAUGCACUUCCACAUUUAUUUCAUGCCAGCUACUGGGAGUCUAAUGAUGUGAUAGCUUUUAUUUUAAGACAGCUUAUGCGUUCUGAUGGCCUAUCUAUUCCGGGGGAGUCUGAGAAAGAAGUAGCUGCUUUUAUCCCAACUCAACCUCGUGAAAAAUGGCUGAAGAAGAGGACAUCAGUGAAGCUUAAAAAUGUCACUGCUAACCACAGAGCUAAUGAUGUUAUUGUAAAAGAAGGAUCACCUCAAACCAUAAGUGGACGCUUCAUGUAUGGGCCGCUAGAUAUGGUUACAUUAGCAGGCGAAAGGGUGGAUAUUCAUCUCAUGAAAGAUCAACGUCGUGGUGAGUGGACCUAUUUCUCAACUGAAGUAACUGACAAAAAUGGCAGAUUAUCAUAUACUGUACCAAAAGAAAAAGCUUUAGGCUUUGGCAUGCACCCGGUGAAAUUAGUUGUCCGUGGUGACCACACUUCCUUGGAUUUUUUCUUAACAGUAAUUCCUCCUAAAACUGAGUGUGUUAUAUUUAGUAUUGAUGGUUCUUUUACUGCAAGUGUGUCCGUAACAGGUAGAGAUCCUAAAGUGAGAGCUGGAGCUGUUGAUGUUGUGAGGCAUUGGCAAGAUCUUGGUUACUUAAUUAUUUACAUUACUGGUCGUCCAGAUAUGCAGCAACGUCGUGUGAUGUCUUGGCUAUCUCAGCAUAACUUUCCCUUGGGUUUAGUAUACUUUGCAGAUGGCAUAACCAGAGAUCCGCUUGGACACAAAGCAGAUUAUAUUAGACACCUUCAAAAUGAUUCAGAAAUAGUUGUUCAUUGUGGCUAUGGCUCGAGUAAAGAUAUAUCUAUGUACGGUUCUGUGGGCUUGAAACCGGAGCAAAUUUAUGUUGUUGGAAAAGCUUCAAAGAAGCAGCAUCAAGCAGCUAAGGUAUUAGUUGAUGGUUAUGCUGCUCAUCUUUCUGAUUUGAAGUCUCCAGGAUCUUCCAGACCAGCGCAGGGAAAUGCACGAAUGAUAUUGUUUCGUGGGUGUUUUGGAUUGCCGGGGCAAACGGGCUCUACUAUACGACAGCGCAGAUCGGCAAAAAGAACAACUUCUUUUCCUCUUUCUGGGCAAAGUCAAGAAUUGCGAGCAGCAAUGGACAAGUCUAGUGAUAACAGGGCUUCUGAAGGAUUGAGGCAAUAAUACUAGAAAAUCAAAGGGUAUAAUUUUCUUGUUUCAUUUUGUAUUAUAAGACCUGUAUAUUGGCAUUAUUAAAAAGUAAUGCUUCUUUCACCUUCAUGAUCAUGCUGUAAUGUCACUGUGAAAAUCUAUGCUGUUAGCUUUGUGCUACUACAAAUAUAAUUAGAGGAUUUUCCAUUGUGUAAAUGUCAGCACCGAUUAACUAUCCUCAUUAUUUAAUUUUUUAUACACCCAUUCCUGACUGUUGAUAUUUUUUUAAAACAAAAUACAGCAUUGUCACCUAGUCAUAUAUAAUGUAUGUAUUUCUGCUUAGUCAGCUGGUUCUCAUUAUGUAAAUUAUGUAUAAAAUGUAAAUAUUUGCUUGUAAUAUAAAUGUCAGCAAUUUACAGAAAUAUGUUUCUUUUAAACGACUGGAAAUUUAUUUAUAAAAAUUGUAGAAUACUCACACCCACAAUCAUUGCUUCUAUGUCACUUACUACUUUUUAUACAAUGAAAUACUUUGUAGCCUAUUUUUGUCUAUGUGUACAAUAUUUGAAAAGAUUAUACAAAUUUUAUUGUUUAUUAAUAUUGUUAAACAAAACGUUACUAUAAAUUAUCAAGAAUAAUAAUAAUAAAAAAAAGAAUCUAAAAGAAACUUUUUAAGCUCAGAAAUAAAAAUAAUAUAAAUAAAUUUAUUUUCAGUAAAAGUUGUGAUAAGAAUUAUUAAAAAUACUUUUGUUGUAAUUUCACCGUCCAGAUUUGAGCUACUUUCUUUUUUAGAAGAAUAACUAAAAUAUUUUUCUGGUAAAAGAAAAAGUGCAUGAAGUUUUAUCAUGAAAUAAUUACCCAUAACUUUUAUGAGUUCUUGUAAUAUCCAAUUCAUAUAAUUAAGAAUUAACUAAUUUACAGUCAAUUGUCUUCUAAUAAAGAAACAAAAGUUGAUUUUUGAUUUAAAUGUAAAAGAGCAUUUUGUUGCAUUAAUAUACAAUUAGGUAUCAGGUACUUAGUAUGAAUCAUAAAAAGCUAUUAUAAAGCAUACUUAUUUUAUAAUAAAUGUUAAAAUACAAAACAAUUUAAUUUUUAAAAUUUAUGGCGCAUAAAGUUGAAAUGUAACAUAUUCUAUAAAUGUUAUAAAUAUUUGAUGGCUGAGUCAAUUUUACCUUUACCUAUUGUUUAAAAGAAACAAUAUAUUUGAAUACAAGUAAUGUCAAUGUAGAAACAUUUUUUUCAGAAAAUUGUUUGCCCUGCUCAAUAAAAAUUAUUAAGGCUAACCUAUGCAUUUUAAGGUUAAAAAGUUUGUUUAUAUAGCUUAAAUUUUUGUAAUUGGAAAAGAAGAAAUCUGUGAUCAAAAAAUUUAAAUGAAUCUAUGUAAAGAAAACUUGUUUUAAGCUUAUGCAUUGUUACUAGUCAAAAGAUGUUCCUGUCAUAUUUGUGUGGAAAUAAUUUCAAGUAGAUGUAAAAUUUUUUAAAGCAAUAAGUUUCUGUGUACUCUAUGUGAAAAAAAUACAGGCAGGUCAAUGUUAUUUGUAUAGAAACAACCACUACAACUUUCACUAUUUUCCCUUACCACUUUUGAGAUUAACACUUAUUCUGAAAAUUGAACAAAAAUGCAAUGGAGGUAAAUCACCACUUGAUAUUUUCUUAGCAAAAUUAAAUGUUUAAAAAAAUAUGCCUAUUUCUUUUACAUAGAGUAUAUGAUACACAUAGGUUUUAGUUCAAAAUAAGGUUAUUUAAAAUUUAACAUUUAUAAAAAUUUCUUUAAAAUAAAUGUAUGAUAUAGAAAUGUGCUAUUUCUGCUCUUUCUUACAUAUCUGUAAAAGGUUUAAUUUCAAAUGAAUUUUUUUAGAUAACUCUCCAUGUUUUAAAUACUUAAAUCAUACAAUUUCAACUUAAGUGUUCACAUUUGUUGUAGUCUAAAAUAAUAAAAAUUUGUAUUUAUGUUCUUAAAGUGUAAAUAAAACACAUAUUCUGCAAUAAAA